Messenger RNA from Ostrea edulis (European flat oyster), 1840 nucleotides. RefSeq names its product inner centromere protein-like. Gene Ontology annotation, cellular component: kinetochore; meiotic spindle midzone; chromosome passenger complex. Gene Ontology annotation, biological process: positive regulation of protein serine/threonine kinase activity; meiotic spindle midzone assembly; mitotic cytokinesis. The coding region runs from base 1 to 1020 and encodes 339 amino acids. Gene Ontology annotation, molecular function: protein serine/threonine kinase activator activity. The transcript has 7 exons. The record is from RefSeq and is a predicted model, not a curated record. NCBI's taxonomy places the organism in Eukaryota, Metazoa, Mollusca, Bivalvia, Ostreida, Ostreidae.
AUGUCCGACCUGAAGAGGACAAAAUCGUACGCAACUUUAUGCGUGAAUAUAGAGUUUAAAAACGCAAAGGAACGAAGCAAAGCCAAUAGACUGCUUGAGUUUGACACGGAUUCAACUGCGGCUGACGAACGUAGACACAACAUAGAGCACAUGUCGAAUUUAUUCAACAAUGCUGCUGGUUUUAAAGAGAGAUAUUUAUCCUGGAAGUCCUGGCAGCAGUGGUGUAUGAGUUUCAUAUUCAGUGAAGAACGGAGGAGCUACGCUGGACAAGAUGAUCUCAAUGGGGAAUCCCCUGCCAUAGAAGUUCUGAAAUAUAAAGACCCAGAGGGAUACUUUGGAGAUCUGACUGUGACUUGCUGCCUUUACCUGACUCUGACUUGCGUUCACUGGUCUGGAGAGAGGCAGCUGGCAAAGGAGAGGAGAGAUAGAGAAAGGCUUGAUUUGGCGAAACGAAAACAGAAGGACCUGGAGCUGAAACAGAAGAUGGAGAAAAUCAAGGAAUUGGAGAAGAAGCGCAUGCUGGAAGAAGAGAGACGCAGGCAGGAACUGAAGGAGCGCGAGAGAGCCAUACAGUCAAUAGUAAAUAAACACAACAUGGUUGCCCAUACUGUCAUCACGGAAUUACCAAAGCCCAAUCUCAAUUCCAUGCUGACUGUCGAACAACCAAUCAACAGCCAGGAGAAAAUGCCCAAUCCAGACUCAUAUGAAAUGACGCCAGCUAAGACCUGUUUUCCGAAAAAGGUCUCUCUAGAAAGUUACGAUAUAUCUGAUCUGCAUUCAGACGACUCCACUGAUGAAGACGAGGCUCCGAAAAAGAAAGUCCCAACUUGGGCCCUAGGGGCAUCUCUAAAGGCUGCAUUAAUUCAACAACACUAUCAUCCACCGGAUUUGAAUACUCUGUUCACAGAGAUUGAGCCACCUGAUCUCAAUGAACUGUUUGUCAAGAAAAAAGCUCGAUUCAACAAGAGGACAAGUUCUGCUAUAUGGAAUUCACCGAUUCUCAAGCCUGGCUUAAAUUAAAGAACUCUAGUGUUGACUCAAUAGAAAUCUUUAUUUAAAUUGACAAUGCAUCUCUGGUUGCAUUCAGAUUUGAUGAAGCUUGCAGUAGAGUGAGUGGUUUUAUUUCACCUGUAAUGUGCGCACCAGAAUGUUCACGGACAGCACACCUGUGCUAGGAUAACUUGUGUGCUAUAGUUCACGUGCUGCCGCUAUAAGGUUUACGUGAGAGUGAUUUUAUUUCUGUGAGGCAUUCUCAUGUAAGUGAUUUCUACUUAACUGUGUCGUAUCUCAUCUCACUGUACAGUUUAUGCAUCAGUCUUCGGUUUGUCAUCAUAUUUUCAUUGACAAGAAUUUUUUAGAUAUGAAAAAGGGAUAAUUAGAACUAACUAAUUAAGAUUAUAGCACCAGAUAUGUUUUCUCUCUCACUCGCCUUUCUCCCUGCUCUUUCUUUCUCCUCUACAAUAAAUUAUGUGAGAAUUCUUUAAUUUGUUUGAAAAUGUCAAAUGAUGGUGUUGCAAAAUCUACUAAAUUUAUUUCUAAGUAUUGUUGUGUAUAAACUUACUCGUAUUGCUUUCCAACUUCUAUCAUUAUGAUUAAGUCAGACUUAUUUUGUGCAUAAGACCACACAAUUGAACAUUGGUUUUUGUUUAACACAUUGUACACAAAUGCAUAUAACAAAUUAAGACUAGAAAAUAUUAAUGAAAAUUAAAUUCCAUGUUGAUUUUCAUCAUAUGAUGCAUGGAAUCCUGUGUAGAUACAGUAUAUUUAAGGAGAUCAUUGAUAAUUUUAUAUAUUGUGGACAGUGUUUCCUAUUAAAUACGUUUGAUAAUAAAUGUAUAUU